CCCGCUUCGCUACCUCCGGGAGACCCGCAGCUCAUUGCUCUCAUAGUAGAGCAGCUCAAGAGCCGCGGUCUGUUCGACAGCUUCCGUCGGGACUGCCUGGCUGACGUGGACACCAAGCCAGCUUACCAGAACCUGAGGCAGAAAGUGGAUAAUUUUGUGUCAACACACCUGGACAAACAGGAAUGGAAUCCUGCAAUGAACAAGAAUCAGUUGCGAAAUGGGCUGAGGCAGAGCGUGGUUCAAUCAGGCAUGUUGGAAGCAGGAGUGGACAGGAUCAUUUCUCAGGUGGUGGACCCCAAACUAAAUCACAUCUUCAGGCCACAGAUAGAGCGAGCAAUCCACGAGUUCCUGGCAGCCCAGAAAAAAGAAGCUGUGCCAGCUCCCCCUCCAGAACCUGAAAGCCAGGAUCCUCCAGCGCCAUCCCAAGAUACUUCCUAAGAAUAUGCCUGAUACCUUUGGAAAACUCCAUUUACUGAAGAAAUGAAACGGAUUCCGGUUUCAUACGAGUAUAACUUUAGUCGACCAUGCCACUACUGAUGUCAGGAUUUUGACCUUGACUCGGGUGGUGUCCAUAUUGGAUGGACAGCAAGUUUGGUGGUGGGACGUUAUUCAUACUUCCUCAUGAAUUGUGCCAUCUUUGGCCGGCCUGUCCAGGGGUCUGACCCCAGUAUAGACACUACAGAGGUUUAAGCACUACGUGACUUGGGCUGUCCUGAUCAGACCUUUGUACUUGAACCUGGACACUGCAUGUAGAUGUUAACGCUUGUGUUCUGCAGUAUGCAGAAGCCGGGCUGGGGCUAGCCGGUCAGGACAGCAAAGGGCCAUGGGAGCAGCUGUCUGACAGUGGGUUUUGAUACCGUUGCUUGAGUUAUAGACUGGGAUGUGCAGCAGUUAGCAUCAAUAACCUAGUAGCCCUAGGUUAUUGUGACCUUCCUGUACUUGAGAUUUUAGUGGUUUCCUUUCUCUUAUCAGAGGUAACUUGGAGCCCUGGAGUGAGUGAGGAAAGCCCCACUGCCUCUGUCCUGGCGUCUCCCUAGCCACAGGGCGAGUCACUCUGGAUGUGGUGCUCAGUUCUCGUGUUUGUGUUUCCAGAAGAACACCGUUAGUAAUAAAUAGCAGACGUUUUGCAAUAAAGUUAUUUGAUGAUCUUGC
Molecule: messenger RNA, 1152 nt
Organism: Myodes glareolus (Bank vole)
Lineage: Eukaryota; Metazoa; Chordata; Mammalia; Rodentia; Cricetidae
Source: RefSeq, a predicted model, not a curated record